Messenger RNA from Psammomys obesus (fat sand rat), 2757 nucleotides. RefSeq names its product ALG6 alpha-1,3-glucosyltransferase (gene Alg6). The record is from RefSeq and is a predicted model, not a curated record. Lineage: Eukaryota; Metazoa; Chordata; Mammalia; Rodentia; Muridae. Gene Ontology annotation, biological process: protein N-linked glycosylation. Gene Ontology annotation, cellular component: endoplasmic reticulum membrane. Gene Ontology annotation, molecular function: dolichyl pyrophosphate Man9GlcNAc2 alpha-1,3-glucosyltransferase activity.
CUCCCGUGGCGGGCGCGGGAGGCGCGCGUGCUCCGCGGGCGGCGGGUGCGCGGGCGCGGAGUCGGGAGGCCGGCUGCCGACUGCUCUCCAUAGACAUAAUCAACUUUUCGUUGUUUCGAGGCAAAGCAUCUUUAAAAUUUUCUCAAGCUCCUAACCACAGAGAUUGUGAUGUUGCUUUGAAGAAGGCGACUAGUGACUGACUUCAGAGGAAGCAUUCCAGUCCUGGCGUUUGUCCCCACCCCAGAAUUUGAGGAACUAUGGAGAGCUGGUCCCAGGUGACAAUCGUGGUCUUGCUAGGACUCACAGUUCGGUGGGCGGUUUCUCUCCAUCCUUACUCAGGUGCGGGAAAACCACCUAUGUUUGGUGAUUAUGAAGCUCAGAGACACUGGCAAGAAAUUACCCUUAAUUUACCAGUCAAACAAUGGUAUUUUAACAGCAGCGAUAACAAUUUGCAGUACUGGGGACUGGAUUACCCACCGCUUACCGCCUAUCAUAGUCUCUUAUGUGCAUAUGUGGCAGAGUUUAUAAAUCCGGACUGGGUUGCUCUCCACACGUCACGGGGACAUGAGAGUGAGGCACACAAGCUCUUCAUGCGUGCCACAGUUUUAGUUGCUGAUUUGCUCAUUUACGUACCAGCAGUGCUUCUGUACUGUUACUCCUUAAAAGAAAUCUCACCCAAGAGAAAGAUCGCUAGCGCCUUGUGCAUACUGCUGUACCCUGGCCUUAUUCUUAUUGACUACGGACAUUUUCAAUAUAAUUCUGUGAGUCUUGGCUUUGCUUUGUGGGGUGUUCUUGGAGUAUCUUGUGACUGGGACCUGCUAGGGUCAUUGGCAUUUUGCUUAGCUCUAAAUUAUAAACAGAUGGAACUUUACCACUCCCUACCAUUUUUUUGCUUCUUACUUGGCAAGUGUUUUAAAAAAGGCCUCAAAGGAAAGGGGGUUGAGUUGUUUGUUAAGUUAGCCUGUACUGUCGUGGCUUCCUUCCUUCUGUGCUGGUUGCCAUUCUUUACAGAAAGGGAGCAUGCUCUGCAGGUUCUAAGAAGACUCUUCCCUGUUGAUCGUGGCUUGUUUGAGGAUAAAGUAGCCAAUAUUUGGUGCAGCAUUAAUGUUUUUCUGAAGAUUAAGGACAUUUUGCCUCGUCACAUCCAAAUAGCAAUCAGCUUUUGCUUGACAUUUUUGAGCUUGCUUCCUGCAUGUAUAAAACUGACACUUCAGCCCUCCUCUAAAGGAUUCAGAUUUACUCUGGUUAGCUGUGCACUAUCGUUCUUUCUGUUUUCUUUCCAAGUACAUGAAAAGUCCAUUCUCUUGGUAUCAUUACCAGUUUGCUUAGUUUUAAAUGAAAUCCCUUUCAUGUCGACUUGGUUUUUACUAGUGUCAACAUUUAGCAUGCUGCCUCUCCUGUUAAAAGAUGAUCUCCUGAUACCCUCAGUUGUGACAGUGUUGGCAUUCUCAACAGCUUGUGCCGCCUUCUUCCCACUGUUUGAAAACACUUCUGAAGAACAACUGCAGCUGAAGCCCUUCGCUGUUUCUGUGAGGAGGCGUGUGCCGGGCUUUACGUUUCUUCCCAGAAUCAUUCAGUAUUUGUUUAUUUCUUCAGUCAUCACCAUGGUUCUUCUGACAAUAUUGAGUGUCACACUGGACCCUCCCCAGAAAUUACCAGACUUGUUUUCUGUACUGGUGUGUUUUGUGUCCUGUAUAAACUUUGUAUUCUUCUUGGUAUACUUUAACAUUGUUAUCAUGUGGGAUUCCAAAAAUGGAAGAAAUCAGAAGAAAAUUAACUAGCUAUAUUCCCAAACAAAUGCAAUCUUUUUAAUAUGUAUAUGUGAAUUUAUCCUGUUUAGAAUCAUGGAAUUAUAGGAAAAGAAAUGGUGAAAAGGCAUUGUUAUUUACACAAAAUGUAUAUGGGGACCAAAGCAUUUGUUUUCUAAGUAUUUUUUGCUAAAGCAUAUCAUAAUUUCAGUAAUCUUCACAGAUAUUUAAAUAGUAAAAUAAGAGAAAAAAAUGUUCCAGCUGGUUGUAGCUCACACCUGCAAUGCUAGUACCAGGAGGUAGAGUUCAAGGGCAUCCUUGGUUACAUAGCAAGUUUGAGGCUAGCCUGGGCUAUGUGAGACUCUUAUUUCAAUAAAAAGGGGAGAAAAAAUGUCCUUAAUGCCAAUACUUAAUAACAAAAUAUACUCUAUAAAUUAUAAUUUUUAAAAACUGAAAAUAGAGUGAGUUUACUGGAAGAAUUAAGCUCCUGUCUUGUUUGAGCUUUACCAUACAAGUAAUAUGCAUCUCAUUUAGAAGUUGUAUCUCAGGGAAUUAACUUUUAAUUACUGAGAGAGUACAUUAUGCUGUUUAAAUAUGCAUUACUGCAUAUGCAAAAUUGGACACUAAUAGAUUAAGUGUUAUUCUUGUUUCCAAGAAUAUAGAAUCACUCAAUUCCAUUUUUUAAAAAGAACUUUUAUUGAAUAUAAAUCUAAGACAUUUGAAGUCUUUUUAGUUACUCAUUGUCAUUAGUUCUGGGUUUCUAGUGUCAUUCUAAAUUAAACGACUUUAUCAAGGAUUCCAUCUUGCUUUCUUUUACCUCGUUUUAAGGUUUCCACUGGUGUGUUUAUUCAGAUCAUGUCUUGUUGGCUUUGUCCCAUCCAUAUGGUCUUUUUGUCUGUGCUUACUCUGGUAUCAACUGGUAAAAUUUGUGUAUUACGUUUUAGUUUCUCAGGAAAGCUGUUUUUUCUUUUUUUGUCUCUGGUAAAAAUUAAAGUCACUUUCCUACUAA